AUGAAACAAAAUACAACGUUUGGGGAUAAUCAAAUGCAUUCAAUAAAUGGAACUGGAGAUAUAAACUAUAAUCAAACAAAUAAUUCAAACCAAGGUCAAAACUACUAAGGACCUUAGUUGACUUUCGAUAAGAACUAUCUUUGCAUGCAAGUAGAUACUGGAGGAGUAGCUCAAGAUAAAGUUGUUGUUACAAAUGUUGGAACGACAACCGUUACUUACGAUUGGAAGAAGGUACUUAGACCAGAUCACAUUCAAUCUAAGAACUCUGAUGGUGUGUAAAGAUUCUACUGCCACUAUCCAAGAAGUAUUUUGAAGCCAGGAGAGAGCAAGACUUUCAUAUUUUCAUUCAGAUCUGACUCAAAGCCAGGAAUAUUCUUUGAAGAAUGGGAACUGCUCUCAGAUCCCUCACUUCUAUAGCCUCUGCCUCUUAUCAAUCUAAGUGGCAUUGCAAUUAAAAGAGAUGAACAUGUAGCUAAAAGACUAGAACUUAUCAAAGAUAGAGAAAGUUUGGUCUAACAAAAGCUUAUAGAAGAAGUGCUGCAAUAAGAUCUCUUGGAUAAAAUUGAAUCUCCCGAAGUCCCUCCUCCUAAUCUGAGAGAGCCUGAGAUAUUCAAGCAAUACUUUGAAUCUAGCAACAAGCACUUAGGGCUCUAUUACACUCAAGGAAUAAUGAACUAAUUAUUUGAACUAUUAGAGGAUAUCUAGGCAAGAAUUAAUGAUGGGAUUGAUCAUAUUUCCCAUUGGAGAGGCAAAAUUGAAUACUUGGAAGAUUUAAUAUAGCAAGUUCCUAACAGAUAUUCUAGAUAGACUCUUAAGGAGAGAUAUAUCAGAUUACUGUCUAAUGCAAGGAAAGUGCCUAUCGACAGAGCUUAGUCUUAUUAAGUAUUCAAAAAGGCUUUGCUUGAUUUAAGCGAAAAUGUUGUUGAACUCGAAUCAAAGGGCAGAGAUGAAUUAUAGAUGAUUGAAAAUCUUGGCUUUGUUGUUCCACAUGAAAAUUAGACUGAAGAAGAAGCUAAAAAGCAAGUUGAUGAGUAAAAGCUAAAGAAAGCAGAUUGGAUAAAGAAAACUAAGAGAAAGCCUAAGACUGAAGAAGAGGAAAGUGCUGAAACAGAGGAACUUAAGCAAAAGAUAUCUACAGGUCUUAAAUCUGAUUUAAUGCAAAAUAGAGUAGAAAAAUCUGAAUAAGAGAUAGACUAUGUGAAGACUAAGUGGCUCUUUGACAAUCACACUAAAAUGGAUGAAAUUCAGUAUGAUGAACUUCACAGACUUGAGUCAAUACUUGACAUUGAUAUCAGUGGCAAAGACCUUAUCAUGAGACUUGACUUAGAUGUACCAUUAUCACCAUAUGUUCCUCCCUAAGCCUUGUCUACUAAUCCAACUCUUGAUGAGCAUAACAAAUCUCAAUUUAAUACUAAGCACAAGAAGACUUCUCAACAAUAGCAACAAGAUGCGCUUUUAUAGCAAUAACUACUUUAAUCAUAAUAAGAGGAGCCUUGGAAAAAGAGAGAUAUCCUCGACCAUACUUUGAUUAAGAAGGCUACCAAUGGAAUCAGAUAUGCGAUUGAGCAUCUAGCCAAUAGAACCUUUAUUGUAGGUAAUCUAGGAGAAAAAUGUGGAAAGAUAAAGCAAGAAAACUCAAUGAAGGUUGUAUUUAAUGUUCUUUAGCAAUAGUUAAUAGAGCAAACUAUGAUUUUUAUCCCUGAUGCAAUUAUUCCAAAUUUUGAACAUAGAAAGGAGAAUGAGGAGUUCCCUGAGACUACCACAUUCCUUCUUGAAAAUCUGAACUUUAAACCUGAUGAAUUCGGCUAUGUUGAGCCUGAGAAGCCACCUGAAGAGCCAAAGCCAAGUGAAGAGGAGCUUAAGAAAGAGGAGGAGCUUAAACAGUAGCAAUUAGCAGCUUAGUAAAAAGGAGCAGCAGGUAAACAGCCACCUGCAAAGGCCCCACCUGUCGACAAGAAAAAAGCUGAAGAAGAAGCGAAAAAGAAACAAGAAGAAGAGGCAGCCUUAAAGAAAAAGCAAGAACAGCAAACAGCGGAGAAGUCAAUGACUGAAGAGGAGAGACUUGAGAUGCAAAGAAUUAAAGAGGAGGCUGAAAGAAAGAAAAGAGAAAUGGAGUAUUUCGAUUAUAAGACUAUUCACAGGUACAAAGAACAUCUUGGCAAGUAUGGAGAUAUCUAUGUCAACGAUGCCCCUUUAAUGACAUUAACUAAUAGCAACUCAAUAGCUGAGAUUAAAUGCAGAAGAAGGGUUAUGGGAGUAAGAAUGACUGAAGAGAUAAGAAAGUUAAGUUUAUUUUUCUUGAAAAAACAUCCUUCAGAGUUAAAAUCUAGAUGGUAUACUCCACCUACUAUUAUGCCUUAUCAUCAAUACAAAUUGACCACUAUGGUUGGAGGAGUUUUAAAGAAUGGGAUGGAAUUAUUAGAUAAAGUUCUGCUUAUUAACUCGUUAACUGACACUGCUGUCAAUAUUUAACUAUAUGGAGAAGUGGGUCUAGCUGCUCUCUAUGCUUUAGGAAUCAAUGUGGGUAGAGUCGAUAGAACUCAUGAUAAUGAAAGAGACUAUGAAAAAACGAAAGACUUCUUUAAGAGUAUUUUCAAAAGAGUAGUAAUGAGCAAUGGAAAGAUUAAGAUCGACUUCCCAUUAGAUUUUCUUGUAUCUCAAAAAAUAGAGAUUGACGAUGUUAUUUCUUAGCAUGAAGAUCCUAUUAAUAUAUCUCACCAUUCUUAGACUAACUAAGGCACAAGAAAUAACAAUGAAAAGACAAAUCAAAGUAAGCAGUUAAAUCAAACUGUUGAUGAUGAAAUGACUCGCAAGAGUGGAUAGCCAUAUGGAGGUCAUUAACAGUAGCAAUUGUAAUGGAGACCUUAUCAUUGGGCAGACAAGAUUAUAAAUCAAAAUAAGCAUAGAUACGUUAAUCUAGAAAGAUUAGUUCAUGCUUAAUGGUCUGAAUUUGCAAAUCAAUUUUAUGAUGAGUACAAAUCACAGAAUCCAGAUAUGGAGAGAUGGAAUUUUGAUGAAUUCUAAUAUCGUGAGCCCAUAAACAGAGAACAGUAUGAAAAUAUGUUUGAGCCUAUAUAGCAAGAUGAAUAUGUCCUUGAGUUUGGUCCCUUGACUAGACAGUAGGUUCAAAGAGAGAUCGAGGCUUCAUUCAAAUUGUUCUGGGAUGGAUCGAUAUCUCCUUUCAAGGAUGCGGUUUUAGCAAGUGAGACUAACAAGAUCAUCGUUUAGAAACUUCUUGACUUAAGACUAAGAACUGCUAAUGAUGAAGAACCUCCUAUCACUCUGUUGCAUGGUAGUGAAACUGAAACAGUCAUUCGACACUCUUUAAUGAGAUUAAGAGUAGAAUAGUAAGAAGCCUUAGAAGCUGCAAAGAGAAAGGCAGCAAUGGAAGGAGAAGAGAUCGAUGAGGAAGAAGACCAAAUUACUAUGACAUAAGAUGAGAGCAAGGAAGAAGCAUCUACCAUCUAGCAAGAUAUGGGUCAGAUCGCAGAUUUCUUCUGCUUCGAAGUCCCUCAAUUUACUCUUAAGAUUUUACAAGGAGUACCAAACAAAAGUCUUUAUAACUUAGACCAGCAUCCUAAGAGAACCAAAGAGCAAGAAGAAGAAGAUUUGGCAUUAUUAGAUGAAAUUUGA
Molecule: messenger RNA, 3633 nt
Organism: Stylonychia lemnae
Lineage: Eukaryota; Ciliophora; Spirotrichea; Sporadotrichida; Oxytrichidae
Source: the annotation of a GenBank genome assembly